This is a messenger RNA of Neurospora tetraspora, 1919 nucleotides long. RefSeq names its product ribonuclease H-like domain-containing protein. Lineage: Eukaryota; Fungi; Ascomycota; Sordariomycetes; Sordariales; Sordariaceae. The record is from RefSeq and is a predicted model, not a curated record. Bases 397 to 1647 code for a protein of 416 amino acids. Gene Ontology annotation, molecular function: nucleic acid binding; 3'-5' exonuclease activity. The transcript has 2 exons. Gene Ontology annotation, cellular component: nucleus. Gene Ontology annotation, biological process: ribosomal large subunit assembly; rRNA processing.
CCGGCAUUGUGAACGCCAUGGUGCAUUUCAGCGGGGAAUGACAGACCCCUGCAUGCCUCAGCUUGUCUACCCUGUCAAUCGCCAGGAACCGAUUUCCCCAGUUGAAUUUUCAAGAACACCAAGUGGGGCCCAUGUCAACAUCCACUUUCACAUUCAUAAAAAGUUAUCACCAUCUGGAAAUCUUCUUAUCUUUCCCUACUGUUUACUUUCACUCAAAACGGAAAUCAGUGCCAAUUGGAUUCCACCAAAGAACCUCGACCGUCAAUUUCUAUCCUCCCCAAUCGGACGUAACACAAGCGACCAUCAUCGACAGUGACCCCUCACUUGUCCCCAGUCCUCACCCUCACUCUCGAGACUUCACCACCAAAACCACCAAGGCAGGCCCUCCUGUCAACCAUGGCCCCGGAACUCUCAUCAAACUGGAAGAAGUUGCAAGAAAAGCUCAAGGCCCCACCAACCAAGUCAGCCCCCAUCAGCCAAGAAGCUGCUUUCAAGCAAGCAACUUCCAAGAAGUCCAUCUCCUCCGAGACCUUGAAGCGCAAGGCCGAGGAGAGGGCGGAGAUUGAACGAUCCAACGCCCUGUCAAAGAAGCAAAAGACCCAGUCUCAGUCUCAGUCUCAGUCUCAACCACCCAGAAAGACCCUCACUCCCAAAUCUCAAUCCAGCAAACCAACAACAAACCCAGACUCAAAGUCCAAAAUGGGAGCAGCCAACUCCCAGCCCAUAACCUCCGACUCCCCGCACACCAACCUCCCCUCCCUCCACCUCUGGGCCUCCGAAGAAGGCAUCUCCUCUGAAUCCCUCGCCGAAGCUUACAACCUCGGUCUCCGCUCCUCCUCGUCCCACAUCCCUUUACUCUCCACGCUGCCCCCCGCGGUCCCCAACGCCGGCCUCACCCUGACCCUCCCCGGCAACCAAACCCCCACCCCCACCAGCAGCAGCAACGGCCUCCCCCUCCCCUCCGACCUCCCCUCGGACCUCACCCUCCCCCUCUCCAACGGCACCACAACCACCAGCGCCACCACCGCCGACCUCGCCCUAAUCCUCCGCGCAACCAAGGAAAACACACUAGGCAAAUACCUAGCAAUAGACUGCGAAAUGGUCGGCACCGGCCCCUCGGGUCUCGUCUCCGUUCUCGCCCGUUGUUCACUCGUCGAUUUCCACGGACACCAAAUCUACGACUCGUACGUGAAACCGACUGCCUUCGUUACCGACUGGCGGACGCACGUUUCGGGGAUCUCCAAGCGGCACAUGGCGUUUGCCAGGUCAUUUGCUUCUGUGCAGGCUACUGUUGCCGCGUUGUUGAAGGGCAGGAUACUAGUUGGUCAUGACGUCAAGCAUGAUUUGGAGGUGUUGGGGUUGGAGCAUCCGCAUCGGGAUGUUAGGGAUACGGCCAAGUAUAGUGGGUUUAAAAAGUAUGGACAUGGGCCGAAGCCGAGUUUGAGGGUGCUGGCGAAGGAGGUGUUGGGGGUGGAGAUUCAGACGGGACAGCAUAGUAGCGUGGAGGAUGCGCGGGUGGCCAUGUUGUUGUUUAGGAAGGAGAAGCAUGGGUUUGAUAUGGAGAAUAGCAAUCGGUACGAGGAGGGGCAGGGGAAGAAAGGUGGGAAAGGUGGUAGUGGUGGCGGAAAGAAGAAGGGCAAGAAGUGAAGAGAAUAUCGGACAGGUUUUGAGAGGGAAAGAGUCUCGGAAAAAGCAAGGAUGAGCAGAAAGGAGUCUAUAGGUUUAUGGGUUCAAAGGGCUGGAUAUCUCGUUUGCAUCUCCCCGAACUUUUGCGUGAAAAUUCUAGUAACCCUCUUUUAUGGAAACCCAUGAGACGCCAUACCAUGGUCUAUAUGCUGGUUUCUACCCGAUCUGCAACCGAUUCCUGUCCCUCAUCAUUCCACCAUCCAUCGUCCUUUUCCCUACUGGUCACGAUAACC